GCAGUGGAGGGGAGUUGAGGGGUGCAGUGCCUGCUGGCAGCAGAGACUGUAGCCCCCCCCACCCCCAGCACUGGUGGGUGCCCAGGAGGCCGCUGCCCCCUGCUCUCCCCAGGUCUGACCUGCGCCAGAUGUUGGCGACCAAGAGUGUGGAGAACAUCCAGUUCCUGCCCUUCCUCACCACUGAUGCCAACAACGUGGGCUGGCUGGGCUAUGGCUGCCUGAAGGGGGACGGGACACUCAUCACCGUCAACGCCAUCGGGGCGGCGCUGCAGACCCUCUACAUCCUGGUGUACCUCUACUACAGCCCUGCCAAGCGCCCCGUGCUGCUGCAGAUCCUGCUGCUCCUGGCCGUGGUGGUCACCGGCUGCGGCUACUUCGCCCUCCUGGUGGACACGGGGACGCGCCUGGGGCAGCUGGGGCUCUUCUGCAGCGUCUUCACCAUCACCAUGUACCUCUCACCGCUGGCUGACCUGGCCAAGGUUGUCCGGAGCAAGUCGACGCGGUGCUUGUCCUUCCCCUUGACCGUCACCACCUUCGUGGCCUCCAGCAGCUGGACACUCUACGGCCUGCAGCUGCAUGACCCCUACAUCACGGUGGGUUGGGGUGGUGGGCAGCCAGGGGAUGCUGUCCUGUCCUGUCCUGUCCUAUCCCAUCCCAAGCCCAUCCCCAUCGUGACCCAUCCCACUCGAUCCUAUCCCACCCCACCCCAUCCCAUUCUAUCUUUAUCCCAUCCCACCCCAUCCCACUCUAUUCCAACCCCAUCGAAUCACAUUCCCAUCGUGACCCCAAACCCAUCCCCAUCCCAUCCCACUCUAUUUCAGCCCAGUCCAGCCCAUCCCACCACAUCCCCAUUGUGA
This is a messenger RNA of Empidonax traillii (willow flycatcher), 857 nucleotides long. It is a transcript of the gene SLC50A1, whose product is annotated as solute carrier family 50 member 1. Gene Ontology annotation, biological process: carbohydrate transport. Bases 129 to 857 code for a protein of 242 amino acids. Gene Ontology annotation, molecular function: sugar transmembrane transporter activity. The record is from RefSeq and is a predicted model, not a curated record. Lineage: Eukaryota; Metazoa; Chordata; Aves; Passeriformes; Tyrannidae. Gene Ontology annotation, cellular component: membrane. The transcript has 4 exons.